Messenger RNA from Metarhizium brunneum ARSEF 3297, 1206 nucleotides. The record is from RefSeq and is a predicted model, not a curated record. Lineage: Eukaryota; Fungi; Ascomycota; Sordariomycetes; Hypocreales; Clavicipitaceae.
AUGAGCAACGUGGACAACAUGUCUGAAACGCCACCAGACGAGGGACCGUCCGCGGCACCCCGCAGGGCAGUCAAGGUUGUCAUCAACAGUGACUUCGCAGCAACCUCGUCGGCACUCGACGUCCCAGCCAGACCAUCCUCCGUGAUUCCCCGCGACUUCUCAUCGCUGGACAUUGCGUCCAGGCGAAGAUUCAAGAGCUACCGUCUGCGCGGCGAGUUCGAGAAGCCAUGGCUCGCAGAUCCGGCCAUGAACAAGACAAAAUGGAACAACUGGAUCGUGAGAGGCUUCAUCCUCCUCGGCCUCAUCCUCGCCGGCGUAGCGUGCGUCUUCUUAGUCUGGCCGUACAAAGACGGGCCUGUAAGUUGUGUCUCCUCUGUCCAUCUCACGAAAGCACCCGGUAACAAAAGGCUUCCUUCCCAGUAUUGCCUCGUCUACGAAGACCACUUCACCUCCCUGAACAAGGAUAUCUGGUCGCACGAGGUGCAGCUCGACGGCUUCGGCACAGGCAGCUUCGACUGGACCACCAGCGACGCAAAGAACUCGUACGUCGACGCCGAAGGCCUGCACAUUGUUCCCACCCUCACCAACGAGUCCACGCCCAUCACCAACAACGACCUCUUCGCCAACUACACCCUGGACCUGACCAAGGACGGCAGCUGCACCAGCACCGCCAACACCUCCUGCAUCACCACCUCGGACCCCAAAAAGGGCGCCAUGAUCCCCCCCAUCCGCUCCGCCCGCCUCUCGACAAAGGGCAAGAAGAGCAUCCGCUACGGCAGAGUGGAAGUUGUCGCCAAACUCCCCAGGGGCGACUGGAUCUGGCCCGCCAUCUGGAUGAUGCCCGAGGCCUCCACCUACGGCGAAUGGCCUCGCAGCGGCGAGAUCGACAUCAUGGAAUCGAGAGGCAACUCGCGCGCCUACACCGAAGGCGGCCGCAACUACUACUACGGCACCCUCCACUGGGGUCCCACGGCCGAAAAGGACAGCUACUGGCGCACCACCAACGCAAAGAUGCUCCGCCGCGGCGACUUCUCGCGCGGCUUCCACACGUUCGGCGUCCAGUGGACCCCCGGCUACAUCUACUUCUACGUCGACAGCCGCGCCCACCAAAUCCUGUUUGUCGGCUUCGACCGCGCCCGCCCGCUCUACGACCUCGGCCGCUUCGCCAGCAUGGCCGAGAACCAGACGCUGCUGGCGAACCCGUGA